UGAAGGAGUGUGCGUGUGGGAGAGAGCGCCUGUCCUGCCCUCACCGACGCCCUUCGCUAUGUCCAGGGCCUCGGGCGAGAGCCGCAUCCCCACGGUCCGCCGCUCCGGCUUGCCCCGCCCCGCACCGCCCCAGCUGAGGGUGGGCGCCCCUUUCUCCUUGCAGGGGGGCUCGGGGCCCUUCUCAAUAUCCCCCACCGCCGCCCACGACCUGCCGCUGCCCCCGCCGCGCCCCCGCCCGCCCCACAAGGCCGCCCGCUUCUCCGCUGGGGACUUGCCGGAGUGCAGCGCCCCGCGGCGCGGCCCCCAGAGGCCCGUGUCGUCCGGUGGGCGGCUGGGGCAGGGCGAGGGCUGGGGCGGGCCGGAGCGGGCGUGGGCACUCACCACCGCCCCAGACUCUGCCUUCUCGCGGCAGCUGGCGCGCGUGACGCACGGCGCACAGCUGUACGACGACCACGACGAUGACGACCAAGACGACCACAACGACCACGACGAUUCGCGCCGCGCCCGCCCCGACGCCCGCCUCACCUGCCUGAGGGACGCCCGCGCCUGCUGGGAGAGUGUGGCCGCGCCCCAACCCUCGUGUGAGCCGCGGCUGUCGCGUGAGAGCGUGGGUGCGCGCGUAGUGGUGGGGGGAGUGGAGCCGGGCACGCUGCGGUACGUGGGGCGCGCUGCCUUCGCUGCUGGGGAGUGGGCGGGCGUGGAGCUGGACCUGCCACUCGGCAAGAACGACGGAUCCGUGGACGGCGUCAUCUACUUCACCUGCCGCUCCCCUCACGGCAUCUUCGCGCCGCUUUCCCGCGUGGCGCCCGCACCGCACGACGCCGCGCCGCUAGGCAUGCCCGGCCCCGCCCCAGCACCCACGCCCGCGCCUACCGCCCUGCCCAGACAGCUGACGGACUCCUCUCCCGAGGGGCCUGAGUUUCCCGGGGUGCGCGGUGGGGCGCGGCGCGGGGCGGGCGAGGAUGGCGAGGAGGUGGCGGGCAGCCCCGGCAGCCCCGGGGACGCCACGUGUGACGACUCCUCGCUGGGCAUCCUCACGCCGGACCAGAUGCCGGACUUCACCGUCACCGCCUCCGCCUCGCUGGGCCGCUCGCCCUCAGACGAGGACGUGGCGGCGCUCGAGGACGAGGUGUGUGAGGGCGCGGCAGCGACAGUGGCGGCGAGCAGCGAGGGCGCGGGGUGUAGCGGCGGCGGGCGGUGCGAGGGCAAGGAGUUGCCACGGUGGGACUCGGACCCCAGCGUGGCGGCGCUGGACGAGGAGCUCUUCCGAAGCGACGUGACCGCCAUCAUCCGCGAACUGCGCUCCUCCGCCGAGGCCACCUCCUCAGGGGGCUCCUCCCCAUCACGCCCCCGCCCCUCGCCAGACACUGAGCGCUUCCAACGCGACGAGGAGCGCCUGCAGCAGGAGGACGACGACGCCCACGCUCACGCCCAUGCCGCGCGUCGCCACCAACCACAAUCACCUCCCGCCCCGGGCGUGGUGCCGCGGGGCGGGACGUGCCCACCGCUGCCCGAGCUCCGCGAAGUACCGGGCGGCGUGGAUCUUGCACGCCUGCCCGCAGUGGCGCGACGCGCGGCGCCCCUCACCACGCGGCUGCUGCUGGCGGCGGCGGCGCCGGGAGAGGUGACACCGGAGACGGAGGCGGCGUGGAGUGGGGGCGUGGUGGGCGUGGUGGGCGUGGUGGGCGGCGCUGCCAUGACUACCAGCGCGGGCAGCCUGGACCAGGGGUACCAGGGUGACGCGGAGUGUGACCCGCGCUCUGAGGGCGGCACGGGCACGGCGUCGUCGCCCACGGAGGACGUGCGGCUGUUCCAGGGUGUGAUGGACGUGGAGGCGGACGUCAGCCUGGGCGAGGACGACCACGAGGCGGACCACCACGGGGGCGGCGCACAGCGGGGCGACCGCUCGGCGCGCAUCAUUGAUGGCAAGCUGUACCACGCGCCCCGUGAGCUGGCGCGCCCGCAUGACCCCAACGCCUCCGAGAUGGACUCCUCGGGCUUUUACUCUGACCUGGACCCGCGGGACCGCGACGCCGAGGACGAGAGCGCCAGGACUGACCUGGAGCCCGUGCAGGAGGCGCUGGGCGGCGCCGCCCUCCACGACUCCCUGCUGGAGGACGACUCCCGCGGCGCCGCCUCGCUGCAUGACUCCCUGCUGGACGAGGACACGCGCGCCGACCACUCCCUCGACGACGACCGCAGCUCAGCCUCCACCCUCAGGCCAGAGUCCAAGGACCCCACCCUCAGCGACGCCCACGACCCGCCCACCACAGACCCAACGCCACCCACCACCACCACCACCACCACCACCACCACCAACACCAACACCAACACCACCACCAACCUGCCCUCCCCUGGCGACGCCUUGCCUCCAGGCACCACCAUCAUCCCCACCACCGCCACCACCACCCUCACCAAUCCCCCAUCCACACCCCUCAUUGUGGCCCCCGCCACGCAGUCCCCGCAAGACCACGACGCCCCCACCCCUCCCCCUCCCCCGCUGACCCAGGACGCACCAUCCACGUCCGACAAUCUCGCAGGCGUCGACGCCGAGGAGGAGAGUGCGCGUGCACGCGCCCGUACCUACGACAAACCGUGGUUGGCCCGCCCUGCGGUGCCGCGGCGGCGGGAAGAGCCGCGACGCGCACUGCCCCCCCCGCCACCCAUGCCCAAGCGUAACGUGCAGUCUAAGCUGAAGGCCCUGCUGGAGGCGCCGCGCGAGGCGCCGCCCGAGGAGGUGCGGCGGCCACGUCAGCCCCGCAAGAACCGCUGGGAUGACGUCAUGACCAAGAUCGCCGAGGGGCAGCGCGAGGCGCCGCGCGGCCCGCCCAGGGAGGUGAAGAGCCGCCUGAUGGAGGGCGUGCUGGCGCCCCCCGCCACGCUCUCCCCCCAGGCCGAGCGUAUCAGGCAGGAGCGGCGCGAGCGGCGCGAACGACGCCAGGCAGCCGCCACGGCGGCGGCGGCAGCGGCGGCAGCAGCAGCGGCGGCGCGGCGACCCCUGCACGCUCGCGGGGACAGGAAAAGAAGCUCCGCCAGUAUUCGCAGCAACAGGACCAGCCGCGCCCCUUCCCUGGACUCUCUGCCCGCCGACCACGCCUCCUUCGCCUCCUACAGCAGAGGCUCCUCCGUGGACAGAUCGGAGGCAUCCCACAAGUCAAGUUCCACUGCUUCAGGAGGUGGACUAUCACGAGCUUCAAGGGACUCCCGAUGCUUCUCCUCCUCCUCCACCCCUGCUCCUCCUCCUCCUCGCUCCUCCUCCUCCUCCUCCUCCACCGCCACCAACACCACUACUGCUGCUGGAGAUAAGAAGCGUAUCGACACCACCACCACCACCACCACCACCUCCGCCCCCCGCCGCGCCCGUCUGGACACCCUCAAAGCCAAUCUCAACGUCAAGCCAGCCCGCAUAAGCCAGAGAAAAGCCACAGAUCCAGUGAAGGCGCCUCGAUCCCUCAACACAGCUCUCACAUCUCGUUCAAACGCCCACAAUGGCCCCGCGCACACGCCCACGCACGCGCCCGCACCCACGCCCCUCCAGGACCACGUUAAGAGGCUGGAGGCGGAGGCGGCGGCACGGGCGGCGGAGGUGCGGGCGGCGAGAGAGGAGAAGGAGGAAGUGACGCGGGCUAUGGAAGCUUUGACUGUUCUCCUUCACCACUUGACCAGCAGGUACGACCCGUUCAGCACGCCCAAACUGAAGGCGGAGGUUAGAAGAUUGACGACCCAACUUACUGAGACACGACUGAGCCUUGACGAGAGCAGUGCAGCACUUAAAAGACUGCAGGAGAAGGAAGCGAUCACAGCAGAAGAGCACAGCAAGGAGGUUCGGGAUCUGACAGCACAGCACCAGCAGGCCCUGGAGCUCCUGACGGCACAGCAUAAGCGCGAUGUGGACCUGGCUCUUGAGAAACACAGGAAGGAGUUAUCUAAGUUUGCAGAAGAUCAGCAAACUCAGCGGGAGGAGGUAAGCCGCGCGCACACAGCCGAGGUGGAGCAGCUGGAUGGGGAAUGGAGAGCCAAGUUAGACGUGGAGCAUGAGAAACAUUUGUGUGCCCUGCAGGAGUUGAACACACGACACAUGCAUCAGGUGCGGGAGCUGGAGACAUCGAGACGCGCCAGGGAGAGAGAGCUCGAGGAGACGAACUACCGCCUUCAGGAGGAGCAGGAGGCGCUGAAGGUGCAGAGCAAGAAGCUGGAGGAAACUCUACUGAAUGACACAGAUCACCGCCUUAUUGCUGUCAGGAAGAUGUGCGCGUCCUUGAAGAGUGAGGUGGAGUCUCUUAAAUCGGUAAUAGAGAUGAAGAACACAGAAAUUCACGGCCUUCGAUCUCAAGUCAUAGAGGUAGACAGGCUAACAUCUGACCUGGAACUGGCGAAGCGUGCCAAAUCACUGCAGGCGAAGACAGAAGACCUCCAGGCGCAGAUGGAUAAGAAGCAACAGCAGGAGAGGUCCCUGGUGAACGAACAUCGCUUACUGGUAGAGACAUGUCAGCGAGAGUCGAGUGUAAACAAACGGCUCAGCUUAGAAAACGAGGAACUGGCUUGGAAAUUGAGACAGAGAGAGGAAUUAAUCAUGUCUAUUUCUGCCCCUCCCCCCUCCACCUCCACCCCCUCCUCGCUGGACAUGGCCGGCCGUACCACCACCAGCGCCACCCCCCGGGCCGCCACACCCCAGGCCACACCCUGCUCCAGGGUAGCUCCCCGGGCCUGCGGCAGCGUGUCGCCCUGCAAAAGUGAGCCGGGACGGCGGCGUCACCGUGGUGGCGGCGGCGGCGGCGGCAUGGAGGUGACGGUUGGCGCGCCGGAGUCUCCGCCGCCAUCGCCAUGCGUGAAGGCUGUGGUGGAGAAGAGCAACUCUGUGUCCUUCAUCCUGGACCUGACGGAGGGGCGGCAGGAGGCCAGCCCCGAGGCGCAGCUGUCCCCGCGCCGCCGCCCGCACCGCACCGCCUCGCUGUCUGCAGCAGACCGCCCGCGCACCCCAGCCCUGGCACACGUCCGCCGCGCAGCGCGAGCCCGCGCCGCCACGCUGGGUCGCGCCCCAGCGGAGGUGAACGGCAGCGGCGGCACCACGCCGCAUGUGAACGGGCGGCGGUCCACCUCGGAGAGCAGCGAGAAUGGAGGCGGCGGCGAGGUGUCCCGCGUGUCGCCCACCGGCCUAGCCUGGACGGUGCCCGUGCGCGGCCCCUGCGCGGCGCCGCCCGCCCCGCCCCGCGCCGCGCCGCGCCAGCUGUUGCAGGAUCCACAGGAGGACGAGUACGAGUGUGCGCCGCGGGGUGAGGCGCCGCCGCGCUUCCUGGAGGCGGCGGGUCUGGCGCUGACCAGCUCCUCGGAGGCCGCCAGUGACUCUGAGCUGAGCCAGUGUUCCCUCAAGGGCGGCUCCUCCUCCAGCGACUCAGACAGCGAGGGUGCGGACGGUGCGCCGCGCCCCAUCCCAGCCGUGUGCCCCAAGGAGGGUGCGGGGGAGGCCAUGAUCCCUGACGAGCUACUGCAGCAGUACGGGGGCGCCGCGCCCCUCUCUCCUACCGUGCCAGUGCAGACCCGUGCCCCGCGCCGCCGCCUGCACUCCGCGCCCUCCUCAGACUCCGACGAGAACACCACGCCGCACAACGACCACGACGACGACGACGACGACGACGAGGCGGGGCCCGCGCCAGACGUCAGCUGGUCCGAAGACGUGGACGUCACCUCCUCCUCAGAGCUGCACGACGACCUGUAGGCGCCGCGCCGCGCCGCGCGCUCAUACGUGACGUGACGUGACGUGACGUGACUUGACGCCACGCGACCCUCUGAUAGCCCCGGCGCGACGCCUGGGCCGCGGUGGCCCCGUGGCGGCGCCCCGUGUGGUUGUUCUCUAGUCAGGCGCGCCGCCCCGCCCCGCAGCACAGCCCCGCCCCGCCCCACACACUAUACAUACUAUAUAUACAGUACAGUACUAUAUAUAUUAUAUAUAUAUACAUACCAUAUUCUAUUUUCCGUUUUUCCUUGAUCAGUUUUUGGUGAAGCGUUUAGGACACAACAGAGCGAAGGUGUCACUCACUCACUCACUCACUCACUCACUCACUCAGUAGUGUGAAGCAACCAAGCACUGGUGCUGCUGCUGCUGCUGCUGCCGCCGCUGCCGCUGCCACUGCUGCCGCUGCUGCUGCUGCCGCCGCCGCUGCCGCUGCUGCUGCUGCUGUUGCUGCUGCUGCUGCUUCCUUCCUCCUUCCCAGUGGCUAUGUACACACACACACACACACACACACACACACACACACACACACGGCUAUAUUAUGCAAACGAGUGCCAUGGAUCAGUUGUUAUGAGAGAGCGAGAGAGAGAGAGAGAGAGAGAGAGAUUAAUAAUAAUAAAGGAGAUAAUGAUGCUAGUGAUAAAAUCUCCUCAUCUCUUACGCCUCAUCCACACACACACACACACACACACACACACACACACACACACACACACAUACACACACACCCUGGCUAGUAAGACCUCAUGUGAUCUUCACGUAGUUAUAGAAGAAAAUAAUAAUGAUAAUGAUAAUAAUGAUAAUAAUAAUAAUGAAUAAAGCGCAACAGUAAAAUAA
This is a messenger RNA of Portunus trituberculatus (swimming crab), 6568 nucleotides long. RefSeq lists its product as uncharacterized. Gene Ontology annotation, molecular function: microtubule binding. Gene Ontology annotation, cellular component: nucleus; cytoplasm. Lineage: Eukaryota; Metazoa; Arthropoda; Malacostraca; Decapoda; Portunidae. The record is from RefSeq and is a predicted model, not a curated record.